AUGUCAGGGAUCAUCGUCGCUGGGGUUGAAGCAGGAGGAACAACAUUUGUGGUAUGCACUGCUGAAGUUUCGACCAAUGCCAAACCAAGAAUAUUACAUCGGAGAGCAAUUGAUUCCUCUCACUCAAUCCCAAAAGAUACCAUCCAACAGUGCACAGAAUUUUUCGAAGACUUGAAACCUCAAGGCGGCUAUUACGCACUCGGAAUCGCCUCGUUUGGUCCUAUUGGCUUGAAGGAGAAUGACGAAUACUACGGUUGCAUCUUGCCGGGGUCGCCGAAAGCUGCAUGGAGGAAUGUUAACCUUCUGGCACCAUUCAUAAAAGCUUGCAAAGGAACAAGAAAUCUGGCGGUGAAGAUUGAAACGGACGUCAAUGCCCCAGCCUUUGCUGAGUACCUCGAAAUGAAGGAUAUCUUGUCUUCAGUGGCAUAUGUGACCGUUGGUACUGGCGUUGGCGUUGGUUUGGUAGUGAAUGGGUCAACUGUGCAUGGUUGGAUGCAUCCAGAAGGGGGACAUGUGCCUAUCCAGCCGCUACCGGGAGACAUGUUCAAAGGAUACACCUGGGGUGAGAAAUCACCUUUUAACGGACGCAACACGGUGGAGGGAAUAAGCUCGUCUGUCGCACUCACUGAACGGCUGGAAAUGAUUACUGGCGAGCGGAAUCUGUCUCGAGCAUCUCUUGUAUCCCUUGAUGACGACCAUGAGGUCUGGGAUCACGCCGCAAAUGCACUCGCAAAUCUUGCAUCUACCUUAAUACUGACAACAUCUGUUGAAAAAAUCGUGUUUGGUGGUGGUGUAAUGAAUCGAAAAUGCCUUUUGGCAAAGAUUCGAGAACGGACCGUGCAACUCUUGAACGGCUACCUCGAUUUACCAGACUUGUCCACGUUCAUCACCGCAAGUAGUUAUGGAUCAGAUGUCGGCCUGAUUUCCACAGUUAUGUUGGCGCAACAAGCGUACUAUAGUAGUCUUACCAACGCUGAGGACAAAGACAAAAACGGAGGCAGGUUAAUGCCAUAUCAAAAGGGGUUUCUUCAUGGCUCAUUGAUGGGCGUUUUCAUAACUGUGGCAGGCGCUCUUUUCAUACAUAGUUUCCCAAAAAGAUACUAA
Cylindrotheca closterium is the source of this 1104-nucleotide messenger RNA. The record is from the annotation of a GenBank genome assembly. Lineage: Eukaryota; Bacillariophyta; Bacillariophyceae; Bacillariales; Bacillariaceae.